AUGAGAAUCGAACUCUGUUCAUACAGUGGGUACAAAAUCUACCCAGGCCAUGGCAGGCGCCUGGUCAAGGCUGAUGGCAGGACUUUCAACUUUUUAAGCCACAAAUGUGAGCGCUCCCACAUGAUGAAGCGCAACCCCAGAAACAUCAACUGGACUGUGCUUUACAGAAGGAAGCACAAAAAGGGCCAAACUGAGGAGGUGACUAAAAAGAAGACACGCCGCACUCAGAAGUUCCAGAGGGCCAUUACUGGAGCCACCCUCAAUGAUAUUCUGGCCAAGAGAAACCAGAAACCGGAGGUUCGCAAAGCCCAGCGUGAGCAGGCUAUCAGAGCUUACAAAGAAAAGGUUAAAGUCAAGGAAGCACAGAAAAAGGCAACCAAGCCUGCCCCUGUCAAACAAGCUAAACAGCCCAAGACAGCCAAGCAGCCGAUGGCUAAAGCACCACGUGUUGGAGGAAAGAGAUAA
Candidula unifasciata is the source of this 465-nucleotide messenger RNA. The record is from the annotation of a GenBank genome assembly. Lineage: Eukaryota; Metazoa; Mollusca; Gastropoda; Stylommatophora; Geomitridae.